AUGGAGAACCCAUACGAACAAGUACAGAGCAACAUCCUGUCAAGAAUCAUACGCAAUGUCGAGCGUUUGAACCAAAGUGUCAACACUUUGAAUCAAGAACUAGAAAUAAUAAACAAGAAACAUAAAAACUUAGAGAUCAUGGGUCAGAUAUCAGAAAAUUAUCAUAACGGGAUGCAAUUCAAUUUAGAGGCUACCGGUAAUAAGAAGCCACCUAUAUAA
Naumovozyma dairenensis CBS 421 is the source of this 219-nucleotide messenger RNA. It is a transcript of the gene DAD4, whose product is annotated as Dad4p. Gene Ontology annotation, cellular component: mitotic spindle; DASH complex. The transcript has a single exon. Gene Ontology annotation, biological process: attachment of spindle microtubules to kinetochore. The record is from RefSeq and is a predicted model, not a curated record. Lineage: Eukaryota; Fungi; Ascomycota; Saccharomycetes; Saccharomycetales; Saccharomycetaceae. Bases 1 to 219 code for a protein of 72 amino acids.